Molecule: messenger RNA, 1168 nt
Organism: Sinocyclocheilus grahami
Lineage: Eukaryota; Metazoa; Chordata; Actinopteri; Cypriniformes; Cyprinidae
Product: voltage-dependent calcium channel subunit alpha-2/delta-1-like
Exons: 6
Coding region: 425-1168 (247 amino acids)
Cellular component (GO): L-type voltage-gated calcium channel complex
Molecular function (GO): voltage-gated calcium channel activity
Source: RefSeq, a predicted model, not a curated record
UCUAUCUAUCCUGAUGCAACUCCAACUUUCUUGUCAUUCAAAGCUAUGAGCUCGUGAUGCCUAGCAGCGCGUAUCUAUACUGUGCGGCACGAGCUCCUUGUAUGGAGCGACACGCGUGAGGAAGAUCGCGCGCAGAUGGGUGGGGGCCUGAUCCGCAACAGCGCGCACAGUCUAAAACAGACUCUUAACGUACUGCCAAACCGGAGGGACACGGGAACGCCCCGCACCCGACUCCCCCUGCCAGUCUCCACAUCUCUGGGGAAACAUCUGAACUAAUUACAGGGCAAAGGCUGAAGUAGCUGGAGGGACCAAAAGCAUCUGAGAUUUGUUUGUGGAAGUAUAGCUGCGCUCAUGGCGGCAGCUCGGCUGCUUUAGGAGGGUCACUUCGGUCAGUGGAUUUUAGAGGGAGAAACUUGUCUGUUGGAUGUCAGUCAGAAGAAUAAUGGAUGCGCUCAGAUUGUCCGCUGCUAUUCUUCUACUUCUGUCUUUAUUCAGCUGUGGAAGCGCUAUACAGUUUCCCGACUCCCAUCUGACCCGGAAAUGGGCGAUGCAGAUGCAGGAGGAGCUGGUGCAGUUGAUCGAUGCUGAGACCGGCAUACAAGAGCUCCAAAAAAUUUUCCUGCAGUUUCGGAACCACUAUAAUGUGAAACAAAACAACGCUACACAGCUGGUGGCAAAAGCUGCACGUGAAAUCGAGAAACUUCUUGCCAGUCGUUCCAAAGCUCUAGAGGCGCUGGCGACGGCUGCGGAGAACCUGCAGAAGGAACACCAGUGGAAGGAUGAUCUUGAUGUUAAUGAUACCAUCUACUACAAUGCCAAGGACAAGUUUGACAUCAAUGACACUGAAACACGCCAUAACUGCGUCAAGCUAGAAUUCAAAGAGGAUCCUGCCUUCAAACGCCCUGUUUCAUACAGUACAACAGCAGUGCACAUUCCCACUGAUAUCUACGAGGGCUGUGAGUACACACACACACACAUCUUUGCAUGCGUUCUUUUUUUACAACUUUGCAUGGUAGCUAAAAUACCAGUUUAUAAAAUCAAUCUUUCAGUGAUAGCUCAGCUUUAUUGCUGGGUGUCAGGUGUGGACAGCCAGAGGCUUGUGGAAAAACUUCAGACUAAAUUUAGAGAGCAGCCCAGCUCAAACGCAGCACGCCUGGCCCCUGAGUGA